CUUCAAUAUCAAGGCGGCCAUUGACGGAAAGCGAGCCAAGCACGUUGUUCACUUUCAUUUUCCCGAAAAAAUAACCCUUUUGUUUCAGUAGCCUUGUUUCUACUCUAAGAAUGGGACGGAAAAAGAAGAAGGCUAUGAAGCCCUGGUGCUGGUAUCCUUUUUAAGUGAAAGAGCUUAAUGUAGUGCUGUCUUGGAAUGACGGUGAAUAUUAUCUAGCUUAGCUUAUUGAAUUGAUCACGCGCCGGCCGGUCAGCGUUUAAAAAUCUUUACCCUAAGCAACUAAAUACUUUUUUAUGGCUUUCUACUUUCAAGAUUAUUAUCACUUGUGAGUUGGGUAACAAUUAGAAAAAACGCCGGUAAUGGAACCUUACUUUGAGAGGACAAAUAAGUUUAGCUUAAGUUAUAUAAUAAUAAGCUUAAUUUCUGUCCAUCUAAAAAUACAGCACUCCAGUUGUUCAAAAGCUAUUAGUUACUUCACUGGGUAAAUCUCUGUCCAGUGGACAAUUAUUAUGACUAACCAAUUGCGUUAUCCACUAGAUAGAGAUUUAUUCAGUGGAUGGCAUUAUACACUUUUUUAACAACUGGGGCCUGAUUAGUAAAAUUUAUGUUCAAAAUAUUAUGGGUUUUAAGGGAUUUUAACGACCCUUUUUUGCCUGCAAUUGCUUUAGUUGUAAACGUAAAUGAUAUUAGAUUAACAUUUCUUCUUAAAUUGUAAUUUUACAAUCUCUGGUCCCCCGAUCUUUUGACUUAAUUCUCAACUCUCGGUCAGUAGAGAAACAAGUCUAAAGCAUAGUUUCAAGAUGUUUGAGUGACAAGUCAAGUAGUCGAGACAAAAUAUUGCAGAAUAGUAGGCAGGAAUCACCAGAGUUGCAGGUGCAAAGGCCUAAAUUUGUGNUUUUUAACAACUGGGGCCUGAUUAGUAAAAUUUAUGUUCAAAAUAUUAUGGGUUUUAAGGGAUUUUAACGACCCUUUUUUGCCUGCAAUUGCUUUAGUUGUAAACGUAAAUGAUAUUAGAUUAACAUUUCUUCUUAAAUUGUAAUUUUACAAUCUCUGGUCCCCCGAUCUUUUGACUUAAUUCUCAACUCUCGGUCAGUAGAGAAACAAGUCUAAAGCAUAGUUUCAAGAUGUUUGAGUGACAAGUCAAGUAGUCGAGACAAAAUAUUGCAGAAUAGUAGGCAGGAAUCACCAGAGUUGCAGGUGCAAAGGCCUAAAUUUGUGUGUGUUGGUUUUUUAAAUAAAUAUACUUAACCAAAAUGCUGAGUAGGCAGUAAAUAUUCCACUGAAAGUGGCAAAAUUGCCCGCUUCCAGCUCAUUUUGACUACUGGGUUUUCAAGAAAGCUGUGACGCUUGCCAGUUGAGAGGCUAAUCAAAAUUUUAACCGGACAAAUUGAUUGCAAUGACCACAGGUGUAGAUAGUGCCAACCAGUGUACCUUUUUGCUGUGUAACUCCAGCAGCUUACUAACCUACUCAUUGCUCCUUGCUGCAAUGAAUUAGGAGCCAAAACAUCUAAGAGUUUGGAAUGGUCCACUUUCAGUAUGAGGUGAAAGCAUACAGAUUUUGUCAAAACAGUAUGCCUACAUUUCUUGUGACUCAAGUGAUAAUACAGCAUUUAUGAAACAAGCUUGUCCAUAACCACUAUGAUACAUUCUGUGUAACAUUUUGCAAAACAAAGCUGGGUGCAAAGAAGGAGGUUUUAUGGUUUGUCAUUUGGGCAAGUUGUUGCUGGUCUGUACUAGCCCAAGAAUCUUUUAAGUGGCCCCCAAAUGUUUUUGAUGAGCAACAUUGAUUAUAGUUUUUCUGUAAUUUGAAUUUCCCAAAAAACUUCACUUGCCCUUCAGGCUAGUUAAGAAGAGGAUUCACUAGCCCGAUUGCAAAAUCCACUAGCCCUGAGCUAUUGGACACGACUUUCUUUGCACUCUACAAAGCAUCUUCUUUUAUUAAAUUGUUUGUUCCUCACAUAGCCUUGAGCAACCAACCUUUAUCAGAUUAAUCCUUAACCAUGUUUAAAGGUACUGUAAUCGUGACUUUGAUGAAGAGAAAAUAUUAAUUCAGCAUCAGAAGGCUAAACAUUUUAAGUGUCCAAUUUGCCACAAGAAGUUGUACACUGGCCCAGGACUGGCCAUUCAUUGUAUGCAAGUACAUAAAGAAACCAUAAGUACAAUUCCUAACUCGCUGCCAAACAGAGGAGACCCAGAAAUAGAGAUCUAUGGAAUGGAAGGUAUUCCUGAGAAAGACUUGAAAGAGCGCCAGCAAAGGGGCAAUAAUGCAGGGGACGGUAAGUGAAAUGAUAAGGUAGAGAAAGUGAUCAAAAGACAUGCGAAAGUGGGUUGCAACAUUGUACGUGCAUCUUCAUGGUGUAGUGCAUUAAAAAUAUCUCGGUGGUAAAAGUGGGAAGCUAAGAAGAACUAAAUACAUGAGCUUUGUGAAUAGACCCUUCCUUGGGUUUUUUAAACUUUUGACAUGGACCAUUUAGGGAAAAUCCACCACCUUAGAUCUAAGAGCACCUUAGAGUUAGUUAAAUUGCCAAAUUUGAAAGUGAUAUGUCCUAGGCAAGCAAAGAUAUAUGUCUGCAAAGUUGUGAAAAUAACAGAUGUUUGUAUGGUGGCGGGGCAAGUUUGUGCCACCCACAUUACAAACAUCUGUAAAAUUUCGCAACUUUGAGAUGCUAUAUCUUGGUUAGUUUCCAACAAAUCACUUUCAAAAUAUGACAAUUUUAUUGUUUUUAAGGCACUCUUUCAAUUGCUACUAAAGACUUGGUAAAUCAAUUUUCCUGAAAUGUUUUUCUGCCCCCAAUUUUAUGAUGGCCCUGGCUAAUUAUGUACUAGCGGUUUGGCUGCACUGUCAUUUCCCAGGAAUGAGAAGCUGUCCUUUGAAUGAAAAAAGAGUUACAUUCUGUAAAAAAGAUAACUCUGUUUCUCCCAUACUGUGUAUUAUAGAUGACGAACCAGACAAUAAGAAAGCCAAAAGUGACGACCAAACUCAAGUAGCCUCAGCAGCAGCAGCAGCAGCAGUAGGAAUGGUUCCUGCAGCUAUUCCUGGUGCUGUUCCUAUGAUGCCGAUGAUGCCUGUACCUGGAAUGCCAGUCCCUCAUGGAUUCCCUCAGGUGCCAUUUGGUCAGCCAAUUCCAGGUGGAGAUAAUUCGAUUGUAAUCCUGUUUUAGCUGGUUGUCUAUAGCUACACUGUACCUGUUGCUUAAGUGAGCUCUUCACCUUCUAAAUUUCGGUCCAAGAAAGGACGUGUAAUGCACAAGCCUUCCAAGUUCUUAAUCAAAGAGCUCUUAAUCGAAGUUGUAUCUUGUUAUGCGUGUAUAAUAGUGACGCGGCAUACAUGCCUCAAGGUGAUAACAAGUGCUUUGACUAGCAUGAAGUUGUUGGCAUGAUGUUGACAGGAUAGUUGCCAUUUAACCAAUGGUAAUUUGCUUUUUCUGGGAAAUGCAAGUUUCAGUGGCUCCCAAAGAUGUCCACAGACCAUCUAUUUUCUCCUUUUCCCACUCCCACCUCUUUGCUCUUUCAGUCAAUAAAUCCCCACAGUUUUUAUUUCCCUAUGCAUGCUCAACAAUAUCUGAAGAGAAAACUGACUUCUCUGAACAGGCUAGCCUCUUCUUGGUAAAAUGUGCAGUGUACAGAGUGUACAGAUCACCAAUGUGAUUACUAUUUGCAAGGUUCAAUUUGUAAAAAAGUGCUUCAUUCAGGCUCUGUAGGUAUUCAGGCUGUCUGUUGUUCCAUAUACUAUGUCUUAACCUGCAUCUCUGUUAAAUUGGCUUUUAUAAUGACCUUUUCACAGUUUAUGUCUUUUUGAUGCAUUAUUAUUGUUGUUAAUGUAUUUCUUUUUUAAAGGUGCUCCACACAUGCCACCUGUUGGAUUCCCAGGUCAAAUGCCAGUUCCAGGGCAUAUUCCAGGGAUUGGGUAAGUUGGAGUGUAAUUUUGGUUUUUAAUGGUCAAACCAUUCAUUUGAAUAACAUGUUGCCUGAAGUGUUGAUUCUUAGAACUGACGAUAUUUACGAUGAGGCUGAUAAUGUCUAUUGUCCUACUUUAGUAUGCCAUACCCUCAACAUGGAAUGCCACCAACUUCCAUCCCUCCAAGCACAGCCACAAUUACCUCUCUUCAAAACAAAGGUCCAGUUAUAGGGCCUCAGGUACCCAACACCAAACCCCUCUUCCCAGCAGCACAGGUAAGCAGCUUUGGUUUAGUUUGACUAGGAUUGCCCAGUAUUUCCCUACUAACAGUAAGUACAUUAAUUACAGAAAUGAAUUCAUACUAUAUAAAACUAGAGAAAUUUAAAAACUAUUCCCAUGGUACAUGUACACAUAAUUGAAAACGUCGUGAAUUGUGCAUUAUUUUAGUUCUGACAAUUGUCGAAACCCUCUUUCUCCUGGAAUAACCUUAUGUCCCUUUUUAUCUUACAAAUUUUCAUCCCGAAAAUUUACUUACUUACAUGAACANAUGAGGCUGAUAAUGUCUAUUGUCCUACUUUAGUAUGCCAUACCCUCAACAUGGAAUGCCACCAACUUCCAUCCCUCCAAGCACAGCCACAAUUACCUCUCUUCAACACAAAGGUCCAGUUAUAGGGCCUCAGGUACCCAACACCAAACCCCUCUUCCCAGCAGCACAGGUAAGCAGCUUUGGUUUAGUUUGACUAGGAUUGCCCAGUAUUUCCCUACUAACAGUAAGUACAUUAAUUACAGAAAUGAAUUCAUACUAUAUAAAACUAGAGAAAUUUAAAAACUAUUCCCAUGGUACGUGUACACAGUUGAAAACGUCGUGAAUUGUGCAUUAUUUUAGUUCUGUCAAUUGUCCAAACCCUCUUUCUCUGGAAUAGCCUUAUAUCCCUUUUUAUCUUAUAAAUUUUCAUCCUGAAAAUUUACUUACUUACAUGAACAUGUACCUAAAAAGUAAUACUAUUGUGUCAGGAAAGAUCAUUCUCUUUAAUUGUUUAAAUGUACAAAUUUUGCAAAACUGACUUAUGCCCUGUUGUUGUUCUGCUGAGGAUAAAUGAGCAGUAAAUGGUGUAUAAUAUUAUUAAUGGUGCAAAACUGCAUUCAUUUUCAUUUAUUUUGCUGAAAUUUAUGCAUACAGUACACAAGCAUGACUAAGUUUAAAAUGCUUUUAAUUUGUUCAGAAUGUAAAUGGGGCUGCUAAAUCCAGUGCUUCCUCAGGCCCUGUGGGUGCUGAUUUUAAACCUCUGCAAUCAGCUGCACCAACCACUAGCUAUCAAAGCCCACCUGUUUCGUCUUCAGGUUUGUGACACCUUGCAUUUUUCUUUCCUAAUUGCAUCAUAUGUGGUGCAUUAAACAGUUGUUUUUGGACCUCAGUCUGGAUCAGCUGUUGCACGCUACCAAAACCAAGGUUUAUUCAAGAGUGGGGCAUUGUGGGAUCUCUGCGAUUGGGAAAAAAAUGCCACAAGAAGUUUAUGUACAUGCCAAAAAUGGAGUGCAGAUAUGAUCUGAAAUAAAUAUCACAAUAAAUACAAUUGGUUAUGUGGAAGACUGAAGUGUGAUCUCAUCUUUCAAGAUUGUUUAAAGUUCAGAAAUUGAAAUGAAUGGUGUUAAUUUUAUACAAUUAUUUCAGAGUGGGGGCCCAGGAGCGCCUUGUUGGCCAUUUUAUAGAAUAAACCCUGCAAAACCAGUGUGCAAAACAGAGAAGCUGUUGAUAAGGUUGAAAGAAAUUGUCCAUUUUGGAGUUCCAUAAGCUCUUUAAAGUAAGGCCAAAAAUAAAUAAAUACAACAUUUUUUUCAUUUUAGAGACUUCCCAUUUACCCUCAUGGUGUUUGAGCAAUGGCAUUACAUUAUCCUUUAACAACUUUGUCAAGAUUAUUGAUGAGUAGAACACUUUGCAAGGAAUAAAACAGUUACUAAAGCAUUUACUUUUUCAGUGUUCUGAAAUGCUUGAGUAUUCCAAUUAUCAGGACCAGUUGUUAAAAAAAUCAUCUUCUUUCAUUGUAGGUAAACCAAUAGUGGUUCCACCUCCCACAUCAGCACCUGUGGUGUCUAAGCCUGCUACCAUUGUUGCACCAGGAGCAACAAGCCGUUUGAUUCAUCCUGAUGAAGACAUUUCAUUAGUAAGUACCUGAACUACUUCCCCUUUCAGUUGGAUGCACACCACGUGCACAUUUAGCAUGUGUUUUAAUUAUUUAUGUUGUGCACAGUCAUGCUUUAGUUGACGGUUCACCUUCACUAUAUCAUAGAUUACAUUUAUUUUCUGAUGUUUCCCAUAGCUGUAUGUUCAGUAAGUAACUUUGUGGGUGGUUACUCUUAAAAUGCUCAGUCUGCAGUUGGUAUUGGAUCAACUAUAGCCAUAGGCAGUUGGGGGAAUUGCACACAUCUUAGGCAUUCUACUGAUGAAUAGUUAUGGCAUUCAACACCUGAUGUGUUGUAUCUGCUGGUGCAACAAUUGUCUUUAGUCCAUCACUUACCUGUCCCCAAACAUUGUGCAACCAACUACCUCUACGGUCUCAGAUAUUUGUCUUAGUUUAUAUUAUCAAAGAAAUAAUAGUUAAUAUUUGUUUAAUGAAGAUGUAUGUAAUACCAAAUGUUACUUUCUUUAACAGGAGGAAAGACGAGCAUCUUUGCCUAUGUACGCUCCUAAGACGCCCAGUUUGGUUUCAUCCAACCCUCCAACCAUGGUUAGUGGUCCACCGUUACAGAUGCAAGCACCCGGAAACCACCCUCCUCUAGGACCCAUGCCUUUAAUGUCCAACAUGCAACAACAUCCAAUGCCUAUGCUAUCAGCACCCACAGGGGGGCCACCGCAAGGAGGACCCAUGCCUGGGGGACCAGUUCCUGGUGGUCCAAUGCCACCUGGUAUGAGACCACCUGGAUAUCCUGGCCAAAUGCCAGGACCACCACCACCACAACAUCAACAAGGAAUGCCACCUGGAAUGCCACCGAGGCCACCCUUGAUGGGACCUCCAUCUCUCAUGGGACCUCUNUAAGACGCCCAGUUUGGUUUCAUCCAACCCUCCAACCAUGGUUAGUGGUCCACCGUUACAGAUGCAAGCACCCGGAAACCACCCUCCUCUAGGACCCAUGCCUUUAAUGUCCAACAUGCAACAACAUCCAAUGCCUAUGCUAUCAGCACCCACAGGGGGGCCACCGCAAGGAGGACCCAUGCCUGGGGGACCAGUUCCUGGUGGUCCAAUGCCACCUGGUAUGAGACCACCUGGAUAUCCUGGCCAAAUGCCAGGACCACCACCACCACAACAUCAACAAGGAAUGCCACCUGGAAUGCCACCGAGGCCACCCUUGAUGGGACCUCCAUCUCUCAUGGGACCUCUGCCUCAAGGCCCUGGUGGAGGGCCUCCUCGUGGACCCCCUCCAAGAGGGGCAAUGGGACUUCUUGGACCUCACCCAGGCGGUAGGCCACCUAUGAGAUUACCCAUGGGUCCUCCCAGAAGGUUCUAG
Porites evermanni is the source of this 7402-nucleotide messenger RNA. Lineage: Eukaryota; Metazoa; Cnidaria; Anthozoa; Scleractinia; Poritidae. The record is from the annotation of a GenBank genome assembly.